This is a messenger RNA of Pundamilia nyererei, 1902 nucleotides long. Its product is annotated as BTB/POZ domain-containing protein 6-B-like. The coding region runs from base 258 to 1715 and encodes 485 amino acids. The record is from RefSeq and is a predicted model, not a curated record. Gene Ontology annotation, cellular component: cytosol. Gene Ontology annotation, molecular function: protein binding. Gene Ontology annotation, biological process: neurogenesis. NCBI's taxonomy places the organism in Eukaryota, Metazoa, Chordata, Actinopteri, Cichliformes, Cichlidae. The transcript is spliced from 5 exons.
GACACACUUCCGUGCUUGGUGUUCAUGAAAACAUUUGCGGUUGCUCGAUGGCUGCGUUCUUUUCCCGCGCUCUGCUGCCCUCUUGCAGUGCGGAGCGGUGGUGAAGGCGGUACUACAGUGUAAGAUGGCGGCCGGAGGCAGGCUGCAGCGAUCUGCUCGUUUUUAACGUUUACGGCGGAAGGACGCGGGGACGGCAGACGUCACACAGCAGGCUGCGAUGCUGUGACUGCUGACUCUGCCUGCUUUCUGAGGAGGACAUGGCAGCCGAGCUGUUCUCCACCAGUCUCCCUCAAGACGAGGAGGUGGAGGUUCUGGAGGUGAAGAAGAGCUUCAUUCAGGUGAGCGACCUGCAGCUGACUGCCGAAGACAUCUGUGGAGACAGCGGCAUUGCCGCCUCACAGCCAAAUAACCAUGACGGGAACCCGGAGGAAACAGACAGCUGGCAAGCUUCCCACCCCACCCUCAGAGAAAGGAACGCUCUGAUGUUCAACAAUGAGCAGAUGGCUGAUGUCCACUUCAUUGUCGGUUCUUCAGGAGAGACUCAGACAGUGCCUGCUCAUAAGUACGUCCUGGCGGUGGGCAGCUCGGUGUUUGGAGCCAUGUUUUAUGGAGAUCUGGCAGAGGGACAGUCUGUGAUCCAGAUCCCUGAUGUUGAGCCGGCUGCUUUUCUCAUCCUCUUAAAGUACAUGUACAGCGAUGAGAUUGAGUUGGAGGCUGAUACCGUGCUCGCCACGCUAUAUGCUGCUAAGAAGUAUAUUGUCCCUGCUCUGGCGAGGGCCUGCGUAGCCUUCUUGGAGACGAGCCUUGAGGCAAAGAAUGCCUGUGUGCUGCUGUCUCAGAGUCGGCUGUUUGAGGAGCCGGAACUGACGCAGCACUGCUGGGAGGUGAUCGACGCUCAAGCCGAACUCGCUCUGCGCUCUGAAGGUUUCUGUGAGAUCGACUUGCUCACGCUGGAGAUAAUCCUGCAGAGAGAAACACUCAACACCCGUGAGAUCGUGGUGUUUCAGGCACUGCUGUGCUGGGCGGCGGCAGAGUGUCGGCGGCAGGGCUUGACAGUGAACCCCAGGAAUCAACGCACGGUGCUUGGUAAGGCCCUGUACCUGGUCCGAUUCCCUUCCAUGACACUGCAGGAGUUUGCAGAUGGGGCAGCGCAGUCGGAUGUGUUGACGCUCAAAGAGGCCCACGACGUCUUUCUGUGGUUCACUGCUACCAACAAACCCAGGCUGGAAUUCCCCACUGUGAAGCGGGCGGGGCUACUGCCACAGAGGUGCCACCGCUUCCAAUCCUCAGCCUACCGGAGCAACCAGUGGCGCUACAGGGGGCGCUGUGACAGCAUCCAGUUUGCCGUGGAUCGCAGGAUUUUUGUAGCUGGACUUGGUCUGUACGGUUCCAGUGGUGGGAAGGCAGAGUACGUUGUGAGGAUUGAAUUGAAGAGGCAGGGAACUGUUCUAGCCCAGAAUCUCAACAAGUUUCUGUCAGAUGGGUCAAGCAGCACCUUCUCGGUGUGGUUCGAGCACCCGGUGCAGGUAGAGCAGGACACCUUCUACACAGUCAGUGCCGUCCUGGACGGAAACGAGCUGAGUUACUUUGGCCAGGAGGGGAUGACUGAAGUGCAGUGUGGGAAAGUGACCUUCCAGUUCCAGUGCUCAUCAGACAGUACCAAUGGCACUGGGGUGCAGGGGGGGCAGAUCCCAGAGCUCAUCUUCUACUGUUGAACUGGACCCAGGGAUUCAGCCAACAGGCAGGAAGUCGGAGCCUGGAGCUCAGAUUCAAUCAAUGGACCUGGCAAUUGGAAAUUGGCAGCUGAUUGAACAAUGCCGUGGACCUGAGAGCUGAUUGGCUGUCAGGUUUUUAGAAGUGUUUGGUGUAUAUUAAAGUCUCCUGAAUAUUUGAGAAAAUGAA